AUGAAGAAUUUGGAACAAUCAAAUCAAAGGGACUUCGACGUCGUCGGACCAAGAACGCCUGCCGCCCUGUCCUUCCAUCAUUCUGGUUCACGUGGAGGGAAACUAGAAGAACAGCAGCGUGGUACUGCACUGCAGCACUAAGAUCUUCACGGCGUGUCCUUCUCCCUGCCUGCGACGCUGCUGCGUGGCGAAGACAGCUACAUCAAAGUCAUCAACAUGGGCUCGGAGACCAUCAUGUGGCCGCCGGGCGAGGUCCUGCCGAGGGCCAACAGCUGCGAGGAGCCACAGCCAAACAGCCAGGUGUGUUGCAUUUCUACUUGCCCUAGCCAUGCCAUUACAAAUAAUUCGACAUUUGAGGGUAGAAAUAAAAAAAAAUUAAAAGGAGCCAUUAAAUAAUAGGGUCAUUCAGAUUUAAAAAAUACAGUAUAAGCAUUGCUUUGCUAUAUACGAACACACAUGAUUUAGGUAUUGCCAAUUUAGUCCAAAUGCAAAUUAAGCUUACUAGUGAUCAGCCCGUGUAUCGCCACCUUUAAUUUUCUCAUAAUGAACAAACGAUAGUUAAAUCUAAAGCUAAUCAACUUUUAGAUGCCGGCAUUAUAAAAUAAUCUGAAUCGAGUCAUGCUUCACCAGUGGUCUUAUUGAGAAAAAGAACGGCGACAGUAGGCUAUGCGUUAAUUAUCGUGCGUUAAAGGUUAAGGUAAAAUAUAAAAGUAUCCACCGAACAGUACUUCACGAGUUUAGAUUUAGCCCAGGGCUACCAUCAAUUAAGCAUUGUGCCAGACACACAAAAC
Bombyx mandarina (wild silkworm) is the source of this 791-nucleotide messenger RNA. RefSeq lists its product as uncharacterized. NCBI's taxonomy places the organism in Eukaryota, Metazoa, Arthropoda, Insecta, Lepidoptera, Bombycidae. The record is from RefSeq and is a predicted model, not a curated record.